CAGCCCGCCGCGCUGACCCCUGCAGAGCCCGAACCAAAAGCGAAAGGAGCCGCGUCCCCGCUUACCUGGCGUCGCGUCCACGGGGUGGUCGCCGCGCUCCUCCAAGUCGGCGGGGUACCGCUUUGUGACUUCACUCAUUUCGCAACAAGCCCCGGCCGCCCGGACCCCACCCACCCCGGCCCGCCGCCUUGCCUUCCAAAGCCUCCUCGGGUCCCCGCGCUUCCUCUCGCUCUGCGGCUGGGCCUGCCCCCGCCGUCGCGGAGCCUCCUGUCCCGCAGCUCGUGGCUGUCAGUGCGGGGGACGCCGCCUGGCUGGCCAGCACGUGGCGGCGCCCGCCCCCCCCAGCAGCCAGGAACAGCCCGGCGUCCCGACCCGCUGAGCGCAGCGCAUUCCCGGCGGCGCGAUGCUGUGCUUCCUGAAGGGAAUGGCUUUCGUCCCCUUCCUCCUGGUGACCUGGUCGUCCGCCGCCUUCAUCAUCUCCUACGUGGUCGCCGUGCUCUCCGGGCACGUCAACCCCUUCCUCCCCUACAUCAGUGAUACAGGAACAACACCUCCGGAGAGUGGUAUUUUUGGAUUUAUGAUAAAUUUCUCUGCAUUUCUUGGUGCAGCCACUAUGUACACAAGAUAUAAAAUAGUGGAGAAGCAGAAUCAAACCAGCUAUUUCAGCACUCCUGUUUUUAACCUGGUGUCGUUAGUUCUGGGAUUAGUGGGAUGUAUCGGAAUGGGCAUUGUAGCCAAUUUUCAGGAGUUAGCUGUCCCAGUGGUCCACGACGGCGGUGCCCUUUUGGCUUUUGUCUGUGGUGUCGUGUACACGCUCCUGCAAUCCAUCAUCUCUUACAAAUCGUGUCCCCAGUGGAACAGCCUCUCCACCUGCCACGUACGGAUGGCCAUCUCUGCCGUUUCCUGUGCAGCUGUGGUCCCCAUGAUUGCCUGUGCUUCACUAAUUUCUAUAACCAAGCUGGAGUGGAAUCCAAAAGAAAAGGAUUAUGUAUAUCACGUAGUGAGUGCGAUCUGUGAAUGGACAGUGGCCUUUGGUUUUAUUUUCUACUUCCUAACAUUCAUCCAUGAUUUCCAGAGUGUCACCCUCAGGAUAUCCACAGAAAUCAAUGAUGACUUUUGAAGAAAGAAGAGUUAUAUCUCACUCAAUGAAAGUCAUAGACAAUUUCCAGAAGUGUUACAGGGGAAAGACAGGGUUUUCAUGCUGCCCUGAGGGGCAUGUGUCUGUGUCACUUCAGGACUUGAACUUCAUUAAGAAUUCCCACUAGUUCUAUUAUUUCCAAAGGUAUGUUUUCCUAGAGAAUGUAGAGCAUUUAUGACACUGUAGCAAUGUUUUUAUACUUUUCCAAAUAGACACAUUUUUUUAUAUUCGCAAAUUCAUUACAGAAAAGGUGUUACA
Rhinolophus ferrumequinum (greater horseshoe bat) is the source of this 1396-nucleotide messenger RNA. RefSeq names its product DNA damage regulated autophagy modulator 1 (gene DRAM1). Gene Ontology annotation, biological process: regulation of autophagy. Gene Ontology annotation, cellular component: lysosome. The coding region runs from base 404 to 1120 and encodes 238 amino acids. The record is from RefSeq and is a predicted model, not a curated record. Lineage: Eukaryota; Metazoa; Chordata; Mammalia; Chiroptera; Rhinolophidae. The transcript has 7 exons.